AUGGGCUCUCCGUCCGCAGAAACGGCUCCUGUCUCGCCACCGAAACAGAUUGCGGCCAAACCUGGUCUCCCUUCCAUGCCUGUUGUCCCCGGGGGCACGAAAUGCCCAACCGGUCAAUCAAACGUGAAAUGCUGCCCAUCAGAUGCAGACUGCUCCGAGUUACUCGAUGACAAACAUUGCGCAAACAGCACUGCAAAUGUCUAUAAAGCCAAUGAUUACUUUUGCUGCGCUUCUGGCACGAAGGCCUUCCAGAAAAAGAACGGCUUUGUCGGCUGCACCGAUGAUACAUCCACCUUGGAUAGUAGUUUGACUCUUUUGAAAAUCCAAUAUCAUGGCACUACCUCAACAGCUUUGCCAUCAUCGACAAUAUCCAGUGCAAUUUCCAGCGCCACGACCACUGGUUCAGAUGCCACAAGCGCUUCGGAUAAUUCGUCUUCAUCGUCCUCGUCGUCAUCCAAUACCGGAGCCAUUGCUGGAGGUGUUGUCAGUGGAGUAGCUGAGUUGGCCAUCCUGGCUGGUCUACUCUGGUUCCUACUCCGUCGCCGAAACCGGGCCAAACAGAACAUAGGAGCACCUGUAGACCCAAGCCCUCUAAUGUCCAGUGCACCCGAAUCGAGUGUUCCCGUUUCGAGUAUGACCGGAUCGAGCGCGCCCGGAUCGAACGUCGUUGAGUACUUCAAUAAGGCCCCCGAAAGCCUGGUGUCACAACCACCGCAAGAGCUUGCUGGUCGAGACGAAAAUAUGGUCCAUGAGUUACCGUCGCAGCCGAAGCAUCGGUGA
Molecule: messenger RNA, 780 nt
Organism: Penicillium verrucosum
Lineage: Eukaryota; Fungi; Ascomycota; Eurotiomycetes; Eurotiales; Aspergillaceae
Product: EGFR-like transmembrane domain-containing protein
Exons: 2
Coding region: 1-780 (259 amino acids)
Source: RefSeq, a predicted model, not a curated record